Messenger RNA from Olea europaea var. sylvestris, 636 nucleotides. RefSeq names its product probable small nuclear ribonucleoprotein F. NCBI's taxonomy places the organism in Eukaryota, Viridiplantae, Streptophyta, Magnoliopsida, Lamiales, Oleaceae. Gene Ontology annotation, biological process: spliceosomal snRNP assembly; mRNA splicing, via spliceosome. Gene Ontology annotation, molecular function: RNA binding. Bases 123 to 389 code for a protein of 88 amino acids. Gene Ontology annotation, cellular component: U1 snRNP; catalytic step 2 spliceosome. The transcript has 5 exons. The record is from RefSeq and is a predicted model, not a curated record.
GCGAAAUAAUAAUCCGAUAACAAAGCCUUAUUUGGUCCCUCCAAAACCCUACGCCAACUCGAAACCUCAAAACUUGCAGAAGAGAAAUAUUUCCUCGUCUUCCCUCCACCGGAAACACUCCAAUGGCUACUGUUCCUGUCAAUCCCAAACCUUUCUUGAACAAUCUGACUGGGAAGCCUGUCAUGGUAAAACUUAAGUGGGGAAUGGAAUACAAAGGUUUUCUUGUCUCUGUGGAUUCAUACAUGAACUUGCAGCUGGCAAACGCUGAAGAGUACAGUGAUGGACAAUUCAGUGGAAGUCUUGGAGAAAUCUUAAUCAGAUGUAACAAUGUUCUCUAUCUUCGUGGAUUUCCGGAGGAUGAAGAAAUAGAAGAAGCAGAUCGUGACUAGAUUUUUCGUGUUGUACUAAUUUUGUUCGGAAAGUGGAAUUAUUAUCUCUGUUUUGUUAGCUUCCCCAUUGAAUCUCAAAUUACGUGAUGUUUAAAUGCAAGUGCUAAGAGUGCCAUCAGUUGGCUUGGUAAGCUCAAGCUAGACAUUAGUAUUAUCAUUGUGGAUUUGAGGAUUAAGAUGUAAUGGUUGGAUGAUCUAAUGGUGAAAUUGUUAAAUUGUCUUGUGUAAGUCCUUUGAUUUUCGAUUA